AUGUCCCUGCCAAGCCAGUCACUGAAAGACCUUCUCCAGGAGGCCUCUAACAGAUCCCUGAAUGCUACAGAAACCCCAGAGACUUGGGGUCCAGGGACACUCCGGGCCCUCAAGAUCUCUCUUGCUCUGCUCCUUUCCAUCAUCACACUGGCCACCGUCCUUUCCAACGCCUUUGUGCUUACCACCAUCUUCCUCACCAGGAAGCUCCACACCCCAGCUAACUAUCUCAUCGGCUCCUUGGCCAUGACGGACCUCUUAGUCUCCAUCUUGGUCAUGCCCGUCAGCAUCGCCUAUACCAUCACCCACACCUGGAGCUUUGGCCAGAUCCUGUGUGACAUCUGGCUGUCUUCUGAUAUCACGUGCUGCACGGCCUCCAUCCUGCAUCUCUGUGCCAUUGCCCUGGACAGGUACUGGGCCAUCACUGACGCCCUGCAGUAUAGUAAACGCCGGACAGCGGGCCGCGCGGCCGCCAUGAUUGCCACCGUCUGGGUCAUCUCCAUCUGUAUCUCCAUCCCGCCACUCUUCUGGCGGCAGGCCAAAACUCACGAGGAGAUGUCAGACUGCCUGGUGAACACGUCUCAGCUCUCCUACACCAUCUACUCCACGUGUGGGGCCUUCUACAUCCCUUCUGUGUUGCUCAUCAUCCUCUAUGGCCGCAUCUACGUGGCCGCCCGGAACCGCAUCCUGAAUCCGCCUUCGCUCUAUGGGAAGCGCUUCACCACGGCCCAUCUCAUCACGGGCUCUGCGGGGUCCUCGCUCUGCUCCCUCAGCUCCAGCCUCCAUGAGGGGCAUUCCCAUGCGGCUGGCUCCCCUCUCUUUUUCAACCACGUGAAAAUCAAGCUGGCUGAUAGUGUCCUGGAGCGGAAGAGGAUUAACGCCGCUCGAGAGAGGAAAGCCACCAAAACCCUGGGGAUCAUUCUGGGGGCCUUUAUCAUCUGCUGGCUGCCCUUCUUUGUUGCAUCUCUGGUCCUUCCCAUCUGCCGGGACUCCUGCUGGCUCCACCCAGCGCUCUUUGACUUCUUCACCUGGCUAGGCUAUUUAAACUCCCUCAUCAAUCCAAUAAUAUAUACUGCGUUUAACAAAGAGUUUCGGCAAGCAUUUCAGAAAGUGGUCCAUUUCCGGAAAGCCUCCUAG
Molecule: messenger RNA, 1134 nt
Organism: Prionailurus viverrinus (fishing cat)
Lineage: Eukaryota; Metazoa; Chordata; Mammalia; Carnivora; Felidae
Gene: HTR1D
Product: 5-hydroxytryptamine receptor 1D
Exons: 1
Coding region: 1-1134 (377 amino acids)
Biological process (GO): vasoconstriction; smooth muscle contraction; G protein-coupled receptor signaling pathway, coupled to cyclic nucleotide second messenger
Cellular component (GO): plasma membrane; dendrite
Molecular function (GO): neurotransmitter receptor activity; G protein-coupled serotonin receptor activity
Source: RefSeq, a predicted model, not a curated record